This is a messenger RNA of Tripterygium wilfordii, 1051 nucleotides long. RefSeq lists its product as uncharacterized. The coding region runs from base 101 to 790 and encodes 229 amino acids. The transcript has a single exon. Lineage: Eukaryota; Viridiplantae; Streptophyta; Magnoliopsida; Celastrales; Celastraceae. The record is from RefSeq and is a predicted model, not a curated record.
CUUCUUCCCUGCAUAUUAUUUUCUUUUUUCAUAGCCUUGCCCAACAUCACAUGUUAAUUUCUUCUCUCCAUCUCUCUCUCUUCGCAUAAAAAACACAAGUAUGGGAGAAGAACGCUUCGAUCUUCACAACCUAGAACAAGAACAAGAAGAAGCAGAGGAGGCACUCUCUCUUCGCGACCUCCCACUCGACGACGACAACAACAACAAUUUUGAGUUUCAAAACCAUUUCAAUGGCAAUCACAAUCCUCGAUCAUCCUCCGACUUGUUCGAGUUCUUCAACGACUUCAGCGUGGACAUGUGCCCUGCCGAAGAAAUCAUUUUCUGCGGCAAACUUUUACCUCGGAAAGAUCACUACUACCACUCAAUCCCCAAACCAAUCAAGCAAGACAGAAAGAGGGCGAACUUUACUCGUAAACGCUCCGAGUCUCUCUCCGAUAUCCAAGGCUUUACGACGCCUCGUUCGAUUAGCACCAAAGCCAGGCUCAUGAGAAACAGUCGCUCCCUCGAUUACAGGAAAGACAAGGAAAUGAUGGAAAGAAGCAGCUCGUCCGCCAAAAAGGCCGUUCCUAAGCCAGCUAGAUGGUACUAUGUAUUCAUGAUGUUUGGAAUGGCCAAGAUUCCGAUGGAAAUGGAGCUGACGGAUAUCAAGAAUCGACAAUCCAGACAAAAUCCGCCGGCUCUGUUACCGCCGGUAAUAAAAAAUAAUAACAAUUCCUACAAGCUGAUUAGAGUCCUCAGCUGUAAGGAUCAUGCUAGUGUUGCUGUAGCAACGACGUCGUUUCCAUGCUAGGGGUAAUGAUGUCAUUUUGUGUUGUUUAUAAUUAUAUGGGGGGUUUAAAGUUUAAACGUAGAGUAAAAGGCAUGGUGUUGGGUGUACAGAAGAGUUGAUGAUUAUUGUGAAUGAAUGAUGUUUAAUUUUCUUGGUUUUUCAUUGGUAGUGUGAGAAAUCAAUGGUGAUCACGAGACUCCCGAGAAGACAUAUACUGUUUAGUUUUUUAAUGACAUGGGAUCCACAUGUGUGGGAAGAACACGUAAUAAUUUUAUGUACGAA